This is a messenger RNA of Cephus cinctus (wheat stem sawfly), 3161 nucleotides long. Its product is annotated as synaptic vesicle glycoprotein 2C. Gene Ontology annotation, molecular function: transmembrane transporter activity. The coding region runs from base 991 to 2829 and encodes 612 amino acids. Gene Ontology annotation, cellular component: membrane. NCBI's taxonomy places the organism in Eukaryota, Metazoa, Arthropoda, Insecta, Hymenoptera, Cephidae. The transcript has 10 exons. The record is from RefSeq and is a predicted model, not a curated record. Gene Ontology annotation, biological process: transmembrane transport.
UCCUUGGUUCAUAUAUUCGUACACGUGCCAUUAGUAAUUUGGUCAUUGAUCGCUGACGUGAAGUCGACAUGUUUUGAAUGAUUCGCAAGAUCUCAUUGAAAACUUUCCAGUAGAUAUGCAUCAAAAGACACCUUAGGAAUACAAACUCCACCGCACUCAAAUAGUUUUCACCAAGCGUACAAAGAAAAUUCGAAAAUUACGCCCGGUAUAAUUUAUGUUAAGAGAAUGAAAAACGAAAGGAAAAUUGAAUAGUUUCUUAAAAAAAAAAAAUUAAUUUCUCUCUGUACUUUAUUGGUGAUUGCCAUAAAACUCAUAAGCGCAUUAUUCUGAAAUCAACGUGUACGUUUCAUGCUCGUUUAUCAAAAACAUAACAGAAUAUAACACAACACUUUACGACGUGGCCCAAUCGAUGCAUCCUGAUGCAACGGCGAUUCCCUAUGGGAGGUGCGCUACGCAAAAUAAUCGUAGCUCACAGUAUCAAGGCAAUUUCCAUCGUAGUAACGCGUGAAUUUAUCGGUCGAUUGUUGACGCGCUGUUACAGCCCAGCGAUAAGAAAUGUGGAAUAUUCCCUCGAAUUUUACUACAUGGUAUUUUCUAGGAGACGCUAAUAGUCCAGGAAGGGGGCUCCGACCCUGACGAGGCACCCAUAUGCAUAUACUGCAUAUACUUACACAAUUUACAACCACGAUUAUACGCCUGAAAAUAAUAUCUAAAUUGCAUCUAAGCUAUUGUAAAAUAAUUUUCAUAUUUCCAUAUAUGAAACUUAAUAUACGCAGUUUCUACAAUUAAUCGUAACACCAAGUAAAGGAGAUCCACGAAAUUUCUUUAUCAUCAUUGCCAAGAAUAUGGCUCGUCAAUGACUUCAUACGUAGUACACCUAUCUCGAUUAUUCUAGUGAUAAUUGCCAUGCAGGAUACAUAUGAUCCAGAAUGUAACGAUACAUUUAAUACAAUUGAUACAUCGCGUGUCAAAUGACCUUGACAAUGCAAUAUGAAGGUAUAUGCACCUGUCGAACAAUGCCCCGUUUCCAUUACGGCCUCACGUCAUCGUCGAGUCAAGUUCGAGGGUAUCCACAAUUUGCCUGGCUUCGUAGAAGGUAUAAAUUUCGCAACCCACGUAAUUGCACCGAUAGUCCUACUCCAGCUUCCGACAUUGACUCUCAUCUUAAUCAUGGCCGUGCAUACUCGUGAAUCAGGAUCCGAGAAGAUCGACAGGCCAACAGACGAGCGCGCGAAUUUUGAAAAGGCGAUAAGUCUCUGCGGUUAUGGAAGAUUUCAUUAUGGGUUCGUGCUGCUAUGCGGAAUGAUCCUUGUCUGCGUGGGUUUCCAGAAUGGAGUUAGCGCGUACAUCUUGCCAUCGGCGGAAUGCGACCUGAGACUUACUUCCGAGGAAAAGGGAUUGCUAAAUGUGGCUUUCCUUCUGGGUGGGGUGCUGGGUUCUAUACUCUGGGGUGUCCUGUCUGAUGCAUAUGGCAGAAAGAACUUGCUUGUCGGAAGUCUACUUAUGGAUAGUAUUGUUAUGUUUAUUGGGAGUUUCUCUCAAAGCUUUAAGGUCCUACUUGUCUUUCGUGCUAUAAACGGCUUUACGAUCGGAUGUCCCGGUGCAUUAGUAUACACAUACGUGGGUGAAUUUCAUAAUGAAAAACGGAGGUCUAAGAGCGUUUGUUAUUUAGGAUUCUUUUGGACUGUCUCAUGGUUAAUACUACCAGGUUUGGCCUGGAUAUUAAUACCACUUCCAUUCAGAUUCGAAGGGUAUGGAAUUCUCUUUAAUUCUUGGAGACUGUUUUUGGCUGUAAUUGCCAUACCUACCUUCGUGGUGGCUCUGAUUGGGAUGCGAUAUCCCGAGAGUCCGGAAUUUUUGCUAUCCCGAGGAAAGCCGGAGGAAGCACUGAAGGUUCUACGAGAAAUUUAUGCCAUUAAUACUGGUCAUAGUCAGCACGACUAUCCUGUUAAUGCGCUAUUGGUGGAUGAAAAACAUAGCCACAAAAAGGAAGAACCCGUUGGUUCAUUAGGAGUCCUGUCGAGUUUGCUGACAAAAAUUUGGCAACAAAUCUGUGCCAUCACGUCCCCUCCUUUAUUAAAAUAUUCCAUUCUCUGCUGUACGAUAUAUUUUGCGAAUAUGUUUGGAUACUUCGGCUUAGGACUGUGGUUGCCUGAACUGUUCAACAGGUUUGAAACUUAUUACAAACUCCAUCCGAACAAGUCGGUUGCCGUUUGCGAAUUAAUAUCCAAUACAGAAGUCGAUCGACCUUUAGCACAAGCGAUAAUCAGUACCAUAAACGGAAAUACGUCUAACCACGAUUUACUGCUCGAAACAAUUCCAGCCUUGCCUGUAAUCUGUACAGGUAGCAUUGACGAGAGAGUUUUUAUUAAUACUUUAACAAUUAAUUCAGUUUGUCUACUUGGUAAUUUUAUUGCCGGUUAUCUAUCGGAUCGGGUUGGCCGACGGACGAUGCCAGUAACGACUAUGCUUCUGGCUGGAGUUUUUGGCUGUGCUAUCUAUCUAGUAAGAUCUGCUUCACAAAAUCUUAUAGUUGCCUGCCUCUAUUCUCUAUGUAUAACAACAGCGAAUAUAGUCCUGAAUAGCGUGGUGGUUGAUAUAUUCCCUACGGAAAUUGGUGCCAUCGCCAUUUGCCUUGUAACUUGUUUCGGAAGGUUAGGAGCCAUUGCGAGUAAUCUUAUUUUCGGUUUACUGCUCGAUAUCAGCUGUGAAGUACCCAUCUUUCUAGUCGGUGGUAUAAUCAUUCUUGGCGGUCUACUCGGAUUUCUACUUCCAUUAUCGACUGUAACAAGCAAACUAGACCAAGACAAUAGAAACGUACUGGCUUAGUAGAUAUAUAUGCAACACACUAAAAAUAGUAUGAAUUGCCAAGAAACAUUGUAAACUCUACCAGGUAUACAAUGCCGACCUGUUAUUUAAACAAUUUUCUACAUAUUUUACAUAUACUCGAAUAAUCAGUUCUCACAUGGCUGAUUUCAUAUUUCGGUAGUACUAAUUUGUAUAUAGAUAUUCUGAAGAACAAUGAUUAUGUUAUCAUAAAACUAAAAACAUAUCCGCAAGCUUUGCCACGCAGUAACAUAUGAAGUACACGAUUUCAUACUCGUUCCUAUGUAGAAUUAAGAUGUUGCAUUCUUCAAUAAAAAUCAUAAUGUUUUUCUCUC